AUAACGGAUGCCGACUGCUGUAAAACACAUAGAAGAAGAAGAAAAAAAAGACCCUUUGGUGUUUUGUCCCUCAUGCUGUGCCGUAAUAUUGCCGUAAAACAACGUUAGCUGUCGUAACAUUUAGUCCAGCAACAGAGGUCACAACAAACCACUCAGCAUGGGAGGUGACCACGGCCCCAGCAAGUUGUCUAUGCCAGACUGGCGGCAGUGGAAGGUGGAGGGAACACCACUGGAGAUCACACAGAGGAAGCUGGCAUACAGGGGCCUCAAGGAUCCAUGGCUACGCAACGAGGCUUGGAGAUACUCUGGCGGCUUCUCUCAACCUGUGACUCUGUCUAAUGUGUUGCUGAGAGGAUUCAAGUGGGGCUUUGCUGCCUUUACUGUUGCUCUGGCUGUGGAGUACGCCCUGUUCCCACCAAAGAAGGGCGGCCACUAAUGCUCGUCAUUGUCCCUGGAGUCUAAUAAUAUUCAAUAUUUUCUGUUCAUUAAAUGUUUUUUGAUCACA
Molecule: messenger RNA, 505 nt
Organism: Cottoperca gobio
Lineage: Eukaryota; Metazoa; Chordata; Actinopteri; Perciformes; Bovichtidae
Gene: ndufb3
Product: NADH:ubiquinone oxidoreductase subunit B3
Exons: 3
Coding region: 158-436 (92 amino acids)
Biological process (GO): electron transport chain; mitochondrial respiratory chain complex I assembly
Cellular component (GO): respiratory chain complex I; mitochondrion
Source: RefSeq, a predicted model, not a curated record